AUGCGCCUUGCCCGAAGAAAACAACCAUACAAAGUAAUACCUCUAGAGUAUCAUGACUUUAUAGAUUUCAAGAAACUAUCCAGAGGUCAACAAAUAUUGUCAGUAAGAACAUCGGAUUCUGGAAAUUCCACAAAAUGGACAGAUAUUAUGGAAUUAAAGGUAAAGAAAUCUGAUCCAUUCAAAAUAUUUUUCAAAAAUAGUCACCUUCAAGAAGACUUCGAUUUGCUUACACUUAAAAGAUUACAAACUGAUUUGGAGCCUCUAAAUCGAGAACUUCAAAAUCUCAAAGCUGACAAAUACUAUGUGAAGGGUCUUUGCCAGUAG
Psylliodes chrysocephalus is the source of this 324-nucleotide messenger RNA. NCBI's taxonomy places the organism in Eukaryota, Metazoa, Arthropoda, Insecta, Coleoptera, Chrysomelidae. The record is from the annotation of a GenBank genome assembly.